CCGGGACAGACGAGAAACGGACCCGUGGCAAUGCUAACUCCAUCGGCUAGUUAGCUUCAUGCUACCCGGGGAAACAUAACGGUUUACCGUUAGCACCGUUAGCCGCGGAGCCACCGGGACUCGACCGGGUUCUCGGGACUCGACCGGGUUCUUGGGACGUAACUCUGGCAUCGUGUGUGUCCGGGUGACGGGCUACGUGUCCGGUUAUCCACGUGGUUUACGCUGUCAUGAAGACCGGAGGCGCAUCAGACCCCCCCGGACCCCCCCGGAGACAACGGGACUAUUCAUCCGUUCCUCUCCCUCCGUCCGCCGCGGAGCUCUAACCUCCCCGCGGGGUGACCGGCCAUGAAGCCCCGGAGGCCGUGCGGCGCCGUGCUGCUUGGGGUGUUCCUCGGGUUCACCGUGUCCUCCUGGCUCCUCGCGCCCCGGGUCUUGGAGGGCAACGCGGGGAAACCUCCCGCGUGCACGCGCCGCCACGGCGGGUCCUCCGUGGGUAACGCACCGGCGGCCGCGGCCGCGAAAGACCGGGACGGCCGGGAGGAGGACCGGGUGUUCGGUAACGGUAGCGGGGACACCGAGAGACCCGCCGGCAGACCGAAGCGGUUCCUCUACGUCGGCGUGAUGACCGCGAAAAAGUACGUGCGGUCGCGCGCGGUGGCCGCGUACCGGACCUGGGUGAGCUCCAUACCCGGGAAGGUGGAGUUCUUCUCCAGCGCGGGGACCGGAGCCGUGCGCGGGCCUGUGCCGGUCCCGGUGGUCUCGCUGCCGGACGUGGACGACUCGUACCCGCCGCAGAAGAAGUCGUUCAUGAUGCUGAAGUACAUGCACGACCACCACCUGGACGAGUACGAGUGGUUCAUGCGCGCGGACGAUGACGCGUACAUCAGAGGUGAGAAGCUGGAGCUGUUCCUGCGCUCGCUGAACAGCAGCAAGCCGCUCUACCUGGGCCAGACGGGCCUGGGCAUGGCCGAGGAGCUGGGCCAGCUGGCCCUGGAGCCCGGGGAGAACUUCUGCAUGGGGGGUCCCGGGAUGAUCUUCAGCAGGGAGGUUCUCCGCAGGAUGGUGCCUCACAUCGGCACCUGUCUGAGGGAGAUGUACACCACCCACGAGGACGUGGAGGUGGGCCGCUGUGUGCGCCGCUUCGGAGGCACGCAGUGCGUGUGGUCCUAUGAGAUGCAGCAGCUUUUCUACGAGAACUACGAACACAACAAGAAAGGUUUCAUCGAGAAACUCCACAGCAGCAAGAUCCACAACGCCAUCACACUGCACCCCAACAAGAAGCCCGCCUACCAGUACCGGCUGCACAGCUUCCUGCUGAGCCGCGAGAUCUCCAGGCUGUGUUACCGCAGCAUCCUGCUGCACCGCCAGGGCCUGAGCAUGAGCUACCUGGGCGACACGGAGGUCCUGUGGGAGGACCAGCAGCUGGGCUCGCCGCCGUCCUACAUGCGCUACAAGCCCGCCGAGAGAAACGACGUCAUCGAGUGGGAUUUCCUGACCGGGCGCCACAUGUACUCCGCCGCCGAGAACAAGGUGGCCCGGCAGAGCCUCGGGAACUCUCUCCGGACCGCGCUGGAAGACGUCAUCCUCCAGGUCAUGGAGAUGAUCAACGAGAAUUCGAAAACCCGCGGGCGCGUGAUCGACUUUAAAGAGAUCCAGUACGGCUACUACAGGGUGGAUCCGAUGCACGGCGCCGAGUACAUCGUGGACUUGUUGCUUCUGUACAGGAAACACAAAGGACGCAAGAUAACGGUGCCGGUGCGGCGCCACGCUUACCUUCAGCAGUCCUUCAGCCGACCCUUCUUCACCGAAGCCGACGAGCUGGACGUGGCGGAACUGGUGGCGGCCAUCAACUCUGAAUCCCAAUCCCUUUCCUUCCUGUCCAACUCUCUGAAGUUCUUGUCGCCCUUCCAGGUGUACGAAUCAAACCGGGAACUGUGGGAGCAGAGCCAGAAGAAGGUCAACAUCCUGGUCCCGUUAUCCGGUCGCUACGACACCUUCGUCCGCUUCAUGCAGAACUUUGAGACGGUGUGUUUGAUACCCAGACAGAACGUGAAGCUCUCCGUCAUUCUGGUGGACGAUGGGAGCGACCCGGACCGAGGCGAGCACAAUCGGUUAAUCCGAGACUACGGCAGGAAGUAUCCCAAAGCCGACCUGUCCGUGAUCCCCAUGAUGGGCAACUUCUCGCGGGGACUGGCUCUGGAGCUGGGCUCCUCGCAGCUCGACAACGACUCCCUGCUCUUCUUCUGCGAUGUGGAUCUCGUCUUCAGCGGCGAGGCUUUGCAGCGCUGCAGAUACAACGCCGUCCAAGGGAGACAAGUCUAUUUCCCAGUCGUCUUCAGUCAGUACAACCCCGAGGUGGUGUCCUCCGAGAAGGCCCCAAGAGACAACCAAUUCGUUCUCACCAAGAAAAGCGGCUUCUGGCGGGAUUACGGCUUCGGUAUCACCUGCGUGUUCAAGGGCGACUUGCUGAAAGCCGGAGGAUUCGACACCUCCAUCUUAGGCUGGGGACUUGAAGACGUGGACUUGUUCACCAAAGUGAUCAACUCCGGUUUAACGGUGUUGCGCAGUCAGGAGCCGGGCCUCGUCCACGUCUAUCACCCGGUCCGAUGCAACGCGAGUCUGGAGCAGAGGCAACGCAAGAUGUGCCUCGGCUCCAGAGCCAGUUCGUUCGCGUCGGCGAUGCAGCUGGCGGAGCUGUGGCUGCAGAGACACGUGGAGGCGGGGUUCAACCGGACGUCAUCCUGACACGCCGGCCCUCCUGGGACCCUCCGUACGAGUUGAGUUCUAUGCAGACGACAAUGGACUGUGUGAGUGUGUGUGUGUGUGUGUGUGUGAGUGUGUGUGUGUGAGUGUGAGUGUGUGUGUGCGUGUAAAUCAGUAAAUGUAACACUCUGCUCUUCAUGAGUGAACUGUGGAAUGUGGAUGUGCCAUGAGUAUCAUCUGCUGCGUUGCGUCACACAAUCUUUAUGCAGGUGUGAGAGAGAUUGAAGCUACCUUCAAGCGACAUAGAAGCUACCUAGAAGCUACCCAGAAGCUACCUUCAAGCUACAUAGAAGCUACCUAGAAGCUACCUUCAAGCUACCUAGAAGCUACCUAGAAGCUACUUUGAAGCUAGGGGUUGGUAAUCUUGAAAAACUAGCGAGAGGCUGCCAGAUUUGACAAAUCAUCCAACUAAAACACACCGCCCAGUAGCGGGCAGCACAAGCUCAUCAAUGUAGUAAAUCUAUAAAGAAAGUUGCCGACUCAGCAGCGUUGACAGCCCGUUCCGUCGGGCCUCCUUCCAAAGACACUUAACCAAAAUCAUGAAAAUUAACCUAAACAACAAACGUGGCUAUUGUCGAUACUCGCAGCCGUAAAGACGCCCGUGAGGAGCAAUACGUGCACAUAAGCCGAGCUUUAAGCUUUAAGCUUCAGGUGAGCCUGAACCCUCCGCUGUGUGGUUACUGCUCCUGUACUCUUAUUAUUCAGCAUGUUGUAGAGAUCUCUCUACUUAAGUCUAGAUGUUUUCUCUCUGACCUCAACUAUCUAUCCUUUCUUUAGCUUAUCUAACCAGUAGAGUCUAAACAUACGUGUUGAGAACGGGCUGAAUGUGUAGCCGGUGGUCUUUCUGGAGAAUCGCUCGUACUUCACACUCAACUGCACUUCCUUUGGGUCUUGAGCAGUACCAUAGAUUACCAUAGAUUACCAUAGAUUGAUGCUUGGAUGACAUUAAACCCCAAACUAUGAGUUACGCUCACAUGGGAAUAAGAUCUUGGAACAUGCAGUGCAGCCACAGCCAGGGAUAUGCCGACACGCUUAGAUUACAUUUAGAAGAACUGGACUCCAUCAAUGUUGGGUCUGACCGACUAUAUGAAUGUAAACUGGGACAUGGCUCCAAAAGUACAGGAUGGAUUUUAAUGAGUGGAGAUAUUUUGCCAGCGAAUGCUUUAAUCCAAGGAUCCAUCGGCAAAAGUGAACUGCCCUGAAGCUCCGCCCCCAGAGCCCUGGUAGAAGUGUAUUCAAAGAGUAUGAAUUAAGAAGUGUCGACGGUCCAGAGAGCAUCAAACGGUACCAAGCAAUCGUACGAGCGGUUCUUCAUAUGCCGAGAACAGCUUCCUUUAUAAUCCGCUCCCUGCUGUCCUCCUACAGGACUGAAUCCUUCUAUGGAUCCAAAAGCAACUCCAGAAGACGGCUCAUGCAAUGUGUACAGUGUGCAUAGAGUCAUGAUAGCGGCAAAUGCUUUAAUAUAUAACAAAUGUAAGCAAAUACUUCAACCCUUGGGGGAGCAAUCGAUGGGCUUCUUACCAGAACCAGGAAGCACAGAUCUGCAGGUCAAAAGGUGUCUAGAUAACUCACAACUGGGCUGAAGUGUUCUCAACAACUGUAUUAUUGUGUUGUGUGUAUUCAUCUGUAAUCGAGACACUUCAGACAUGUUUCUCAUUAUCAAUUGAGGCGGUUCUGUAGACAUGUGUGUGAGUGACAGACCGAGGAACAACAUACGGCGACACCUUGUAGCUAACGUCCGUCGCUCCGAGGCGCGAGGGAUCGUUCUCUGAACGCGGCGGUCGUGUCGAUGGGGGCGGUUGACGAAUAAAAGAAAGAAAUGUGAUGGAAAUUGGUUUAAAGCCGGAGAGAAAAACAAUGCAGAUGUUUGCACGAAGCAAUUGACACAUCCGUAACUCUUCUGCUCUGACCAAGAGGAGCGGUCGAGCCUGCGGGCCAAAAAACAAUCAUAAAACACUUGAAAACAGGCUCUCAAGGGAGGGGGGUGUUCCCUGAGUGUUUAUACCAAAGUUCCAGGAAUGAUUGGACACAGGCAGCAUAAUGACGCCUCAGUCACAAUGUUUUGGCUUUUUCUGCUCGUAUCAGUUCCAGCCUGAAGGUUUGAGCAGAGUUCCUCUGAGCCGCCAUGUUUUCUGUUUAAAUACGUCGUAAUCUUCCAUCUUUCCAUCGGAUAAAGGCUCAGAACAUUGUAUGAGCGGUUAGUGGCCUCUCCUACAGCUUAUAAUCAUUCCUGUUAUUACUGUAGUGAAUGAUAAUUAUAGUAAUUACAGUAAUAAGUUAAUGCAGUAAUUCAUAAUUACUAUAUUAGCUUAUAAUGAGUUAUUAUGAGGUUUACAGGACACAGUUCACCAGCCAGUGCUUUGCAGACUUUAGCUUUUACCAAUAUGGUGCGUAUUGUGUGUUUAGUGAAAAGGAAUCAUCUGGAAAAUAAUAUUUGGAAUAAACUAUCUAAACAUCUUUGAAUGAGACAGAAAGAGCCUAUGCCGAAUGUAAACUCCUAUUGUUCCAACAUUUAUGAUGAGAAACUGAGCAGAUAGUUUUUAUUUAGCCGUUUCUGAAUUGUUGCACAGUCCCUCUAUUCAUCAGCAAUAGAGGGAAAAAAUUGUCACAUUAAUAUUAAUAUAUUAUUAUAUUUUAAGUGGUAUUUGGUGAGCAAAGCUCAAACUUACAGUUAAAUAUAUUGGUAAUUAUGUAGUCGGAAUAUAAAACAUUUGAUGUGUCACAUUUAUACGCAACUGUGUCUCAUAAUAACACAAACAACUAUCUCCAGCUAUUAUAACGACAGGUUGGUUUUCUCAUAUUUUUGAGGUACUAAGCCAUGAUUAAAAGGUACGGUACGUAUAUUCUGUCACGAGUAGGCUUAUGGUUUAUGUUCUACAUGUAUCUGCUGCAAUAACAAUUGCUUUUAAUAAAUAUAUAUUUGGGCAGUGGUCUUGUCUGUUGACUGAAGCUGAAUUGGUGCAAGUUCAAAAAUGUAUAACAAAUGUAAAUCUCAUAAUAUAUAUGUACAUAUAUAUAUAUAUAUAUGUCAAUAAAUAUAUGUAAAUGUG
Pseudoliparis swirei is the source of this 5813-nucleotide messenger RNA. RefSeq names its product chondroitin sulfate synthase 3 (gene chsy3). Gene Ontology annotation, molecular function: glucuronosyl-N-acetylgalactosaminyl-proteoglycan 4-beta-N-acetylgalactosaminyltransferase activity. The coding region runs from base 346 to 2745 and encodes 799 amino acids. The transcript has 3 exons. The record is from RefSeq and is a predicted model, not a curated record. Gene Ontology annotation, cellular component: Golgi cisterna membrane. Lineage: Eukaryota; Metazoa; Chordata; Actinopteri; Perciformes; Liparidae.